Molecule: messenger RNA, 1296 nt
Organism: Aspergillus glaucus CBS 516.65
Lineage: Eukaryota; Fungi; Ascomycota; Eurotiomycetes; Eurotiales; Aspergillaceae
Product: ribose phosphate diphosphokinase subunit PRS5
Exons: 3
Coding region: 1-1296 (431 amino acids)
Biological process (GO): purine nucleotide biosynthetic process; 5-phosphoribose 1-diphosphate biosynthetic process
Cellular component (GO): cytoplasm; ribose phosphate diphosphokinase complex
Molecular function (GO): ribose phosphate diphosphokinase activity; magnesium ion binding
Source: RefSeq, a predicted model, not a curated record
AUGGUCCGAAAUAUUUGCGUCAUUGGGGGUACCUCCCACCCACACUUGACUCAACAGAUUUGCAGCGUUCUGGGGAUACCCCCUGCGGAUGUCUUGCUUUCGAAGUUCGCUGUGGGCGAAACCAGAGUUGAAGUCAAGGAGUCGGUCCGUGGGAAAGAUGUCUACAUUAUCCAAUCCGGUGGUGGAAAGGUCAACGACAUGUUGCUGGAACUGCUUAUUACCAUUUCGGCCUGCAAGACCGCAUCCGCUAACCGUGUGACCGCGGUUGUCCCAUUGUUCCCCUACUCCCGCCAGAGCGAUAUCCCCUACAACAAAUCCGGAGCCCCCCUCGCCAAAGCUCCGCCUGCUGGCAAGCCAGGCUCCAGCAAUGGCUUCACCUUCGAGAGUACCCCACCAACCCCGCUCCCCGGUGGCAAUGGGACGAACAACGCUGAAAGCUUGCAAAAGGGCGUUGCGAAAGCUCAAUUAGAGGAGUUCAACAACAAGCGCCCCGCGAACGGGCUGCCUCGCAGCGACACCCUGGAUUCGUUGAAGUCGGAUUCCAGCCGGGCUGCUGCCUCGAACGUCGUCAUUGAUGACAACGCCAGCAACACUUCUUCGUUGAAGGUCCACGAUUUCCAACCGCGCCCCGGAUACAGGCAAUGGGUUGCGCAGGCGGGUACCUUGGUCGCGGACCUGCUUACUUGCGCUGGAGCAGAUCACAUCAUCACCAUGGAUCUUCACGAUCCCCAGUACCAGGGAUUCUUUGACAUUCCUGUGGACAACUUGUACGGGAGACCGCUUCUCAAGAGCUACAUUGCGCAAAACAUUCCCAACUACAAGCAAGCCGUCAUUGUCAGUCCGGAUGCGGGUGGUGCCAAGCGCGCUACUGCGAUCGCAGACUCGAUGGGCAUUGACUUUGCUUUGAUUCACAAGGAACGCCGCCCAACAAAGAUCACAGACCGCCAAAACGCGACCAUGAUGCUGGUCGGAGACGUACGAGAUCGCACAGCCAUUCUCGUCGACGACCUCGCAGACACCUCCAACACCAUCACCCGCGCCGCCAAGCUUGUCAAGAAGGAAGGCGCCGCCAAAGUCAUCGCCCUGAUCACGCACGGAAUCCUGAGCGGAGACGCCAUUGACCGCAUCAACGCCAGUGCCCUCGAUAAGGUCGUCGUGACCAACAGCGUCGACCAAUCAGAACACUUGCGCCGAUGCCCCAAGCUGGAGGUUCUGGAAGUUGGUCAUGUUUUUGCCGAGGCUAUUCGCCGUGUUCACCACGGAGAGAGUAUCAGUGUGCUCUUCCAGUACGAUUGA